This is a messenger RNA of Marmota monax (woodchuck), 1624 nucleotides long. It is a transcript of the gene Htra2, whose product is annotated as HtrA serine peptidase 2. NCBI's taxonomy places the organism in Eukaryota, Metazoa, Chordata, Mammalia, Rodentia, Sciuridae. Gene Ontology annotation, cellular component: mitochondrion. Gene Ontology annotation, biological process: programmed cell death; positive regulation of apoptotic process; proteolysis. The record is from RefSeq and is a predicted model, not a curated record. The coding region runs from base 57 to 1433 and encodes 458 amino acids. The transcript has 8 exons. Gene Ontology annotation, molecular function: serine-type endopeptidase activity; protein binding.
CGUCCGGGGCACCGCCUUUGAGUAGGGCGGGCGAGGAGGCAACCGAGGCGGAGCUGAUGGCUGCGCUGAGGGCGGGGCGGGGUGCAGGCUGGAGCCUCCGCGGAUUGCGGGCUUUGGGGGGUAUUCUCUGGGGUAAGGGACCCUUGUUGACCCCUGACCUCCGGGCCCUGCUGACGUCAGGCACUCCUGACCUCCAGGCCCGGGUGACUUAUGGGACCCCCGGUCUCCGGGCCCGGUUAUCUGUGGGGGUCCCUCAGUCGCGGGCAUGUCUGACGUCUGGGACCCCGGACCCCCGGGCACGACUGACUGCUGAGACUCCAGAUCCCCGGACCCAGGAGUUCUCGGGGACCCCUGGAACCCGCUUGCGCGUGUGGCUGGCGGUAGCGCUGGGCGCUGGGGGGGCUGUGCUGCUGCUGUUGUGGGGCGGGGGUCGGGGUCCCCCAUCGGUCCUUGCUGCUGUCCCUGCUCCGCCACCCACCUCACCCCGGAGCCAGUACAAUUUCAUCGCAGACGUAGUGGAGAAGACGGCACCUGCCGUGGUCUAUAUCGAGAUCCUGGACCGGCACCCUUUCUCUGGCCGUGAAGUCCCUAUCUCGAACGGCUCAGGAUUUGUGGUAGCCGCUGACGGGCUUAUCGUUACCAAUGCCCAUGUGGUGGCCGAUCGGCGCCGAGUCCGUGUGAGGCUGCCUAGUGGCGACACAUAUGAGGCCAUGGUCACAGCUGUGGAUCCUGUGGCAGACAUUGCCACACUGAGGAUUCAGACCAAGGAGCCUCUCCCCACAUUGCCCCUGGGACGGUCCGCUGAUGUCCGACAAGGGGAGUUUGUUGUUGCCAUGGGAAGUCCGUUUGCACUGCAGAACACGAUCACAUCUGGCAUUGUUAGCUCUGCUCAACGUCCAGCAAGAGACCUGGGACUCCCCCAAACCAAUGUGGAAUACAUUCAAACUGAUGCAGCUAUUGAUUUUGGAAACUCUGGAGGUCCCCUGGUUAACCUGGAUGGGGAGGUGAUUGGAGUGAAUACCAUGAAGGUCACAGCUGGAAUCUCCUUUGCUAUCCCUUCUGAUCGCCUUAGAGAGUUUUUGCAUCGUGGGGAAAAGAAAAACUCCUGGUUUGGAAUCAGUGGGUGCCAGCGCCGCUAUAUUGGAGUGAUGAUGCUGACUCUUACUCCCAGCAUUCUUGCUGAACUACAGCUUCGAGAACCAAGCUUUCCUGAUGUCCAACAUGGUGUGCUCAUCCAUAAAGUCAUCCUGGGUUCCCCUGCACACAGGGCUGGUCUACGACCCGGUGAUGUGAUCUUGGCCAUUGGGGAGCAGCUGGUACAAAAUGCUGAAGAUGUUUAUGAAGCUGUUCGAACCCAAUCCCAGCUGGCAGUGAGGAUCCGGCGGGGGCCAGAAACACUGACGUUAUAUGUGACUCCUGAGGUCACAGAAUGACUGGAUUAGCAAGAGUGUGAGGCUCUUGCUCGGAUUUCCUCUUGGACUUCCUAGCCUGUAUUCUGAGGGCACCUGGGCAGAGGAUUUAAUGAACCAGUGGGGGGCAGGUCCCUCCAAUCACCAGCACCAAUUCCUGGGCUCUGAAGAAUCGCAAGAACACUUUUUAUAUAAAAUAAAAUUAUACCUAGCAA